CCGCGCUGCUGCCCGGCGUAGGCGCGGUGCGGAGCCGCAGCUGUGUGCCCGCCUUCACCCAUGGCCGACAUGGAGCUCUUCGGUGCCCAGCAGCCGCAGCAGCCGCCGGCCGGGAACGGGACGUCCGACGGUGGCGAGGAGGAUCCCGCCGCCGCUUUCCUGGCGCAGCAGGAGAACGAGAUCGCGGGCAUCGAGAACGACGAGGGCUUCGGCAUCCUGGAGAACGGCGAGGUGCCCGAGGCGCUGCAGGGUCCCGAGGGCCUCGAUGCCGCUGAUGGAGUGGUUAACGGGGAUGUCUAUCAGGAAAGUAAUGGUCCCACAGACUGCUAUGCUGCCAUCUCCCAAGCAGAUCGACUGCAGUCAGAGCCAGAAAGUAUUCGUAAGUGGAGAGAGGAGCAAAAGGAGCGCCUGGAGCAACUUGACGCAAACUCGCGAAAGCAGGAAGCAGAAUGGAAAGAGAAAGCAAUAAAAGAGUUGGAAGAGUGGUAUGCAAGGCAAGAUGAAAAGCUUGAGAAAACAAAAGCCAGUAACAGGGCAGCUGAAGAAGCCUUUGUGAAUGAUGCAGAAGAAGUUUUUCCAGGCACUGAGUGGGAACGUGUGGCUCAGCUCUGUGACUUUAAUCCCAAGUCUAGUAAGCAGGCAAAAGAUGUGUCCCGCAUGCGUUCAGUCCUCAUCUCGCUCAAGCAGGCUCCACUGGUUCGCUGAAGCAAAGCUGGAUGGAAACACUACAAAUGCAAUAUCUUAACCUUACUCAGAGAAGCUAUGUUUGCAGUAAUUUGAUUAAUUGUUUCAAUGUGUUUUAUUUGGACCACAUCAUGAUGUAUCUAGAGCUGAUCAGUGUUUGAUUGCAUGUUCUUCCUGAUGUUUCCUUUCUGUGUCUGAAAUGGGAGAACCUCCAAAACUGUAGUCUCUGUGCUGUUGUGCACUGAGGUGUCAUUUCCCACAUUACUGAUAUUAAAGAUCUGUUAAACAAGAAA
Prinia subflava (tawny-flanked prinia) is the source of this 977-nucleotide messenger RNA. It is a transcript of the gene CLTA, whose product is annotated as clathrin light chain A. Lineage: Eukaryota; Metazoa; Chordata; Aves; Passeriformes; Cisticolidae. Bases 61 to 705 code for a protein of 214 amino acids. Gene Ontology annotation, biological process: intracellular protein transport; clathrin-dependent endocytosis. The transcript has 5 exons. The record is from RefSeq and is a predicted model, not a curated record. Gene Ontology annotation, cellular component: clathrin coat of trans-Golgi network vesicle; plasma membrane; synaptic vesicle membrane. Gene Ontology annotation, molecular function: structural molecule activity; clathrin heavy chain binding.